AUGGCGGACAUAAACCAUAUACUGAAAUCACCACAAACUCUGACAGAUGCAAAAAAUAUCCCUGGUUCUGAAGGGAAGAGCUUUCCUGUGAGCAAAUCUGUUGACUCUGUGAUAAAGGCAGAUGAGAGCUACAGAAUGGAUCAUGCAGAAAUGGGGCUGUGUAUCUUGGUCAACAAUAAAAACUUUCAUCCUGCUACUGGAAUGGCAUAUCGAUCCGGUACAGAUGCAGAUGCGGCGCGUGUUGUAGAAACUUUCAGGAUCUUGGGUUAUACUGUCAAGCCAUAUAAUGAUCUUACAUGUAAACAGAUGGUUGAUGCUCUGCAAAAUGUUUCUAAGGAUGAUCACAGCAAGAAAAAUGGCUUUGCCUGCGUCUUGUUAAGCCACGGAGAGGAUGGUCUGAUCUAUGGUACAGAUGGCCCCUUGGAGCUAAAAAUGCUAACAAGCCUGUUCAGAGGAGACAAGUGCAAAACCUUGGCAGGAAAGCCAAAGCUUUUCUUUAUUCAGGCUUGUAGAGGAACCGACCUUGAUUCUGGAAUUGAAACAGACAGUGGGCCAGAUGAAAACAUCUGUCAGAAAAUACCUGUGGAAGCAGAUUUCUUAUAUGCAUAUUCCACUGCUCCAGGCUACUAUUCUUGGAGAAACUCAUCAGAUGGUUCCUGGUUUAUACAGUCUCUGUGUGUGAUGUUGAAGCAAUAUGCUAAAAAACUCGAACUUAUGCAGAUUCUAACGCGUGUAAAUCGAAAAGUCGCAGAAUUCAGUUCUUGUUCAAACCGGUCAGAUUUUCAUGGAAAAAAGCAGAUCCCCUGUAUCGUGUCCAUGCUCACGAAAGAUUUUUACUUUCCUCACUAAAGAAGCUUGCCUUGUGAGGUGAAAGCUAGCAGAAAAGAGAGCACGUGAUGCCAUUUUCAAAUCUGAGCAGGUGCUCGGUCUCUUGUGC
Molecule: messenger RNA, 937 nt
Organism: Euleptes europaea (tarantolino)
Lineage: Eukaryota; Metazoa; Chordata; Lepidosauria; Squamata; Sphaerodactylidae
Gene: CASP3
Product: caspase 3
Exons: 6
Coding region: 1-849 (282 amino acids)
Biological process (GO): neuron differentiation; keratinocyte differentiation; apoptotic process
Cellular component (GO): cytoplasm
Source: RefSeq, a predicted model, not a curated record